AUGGCGACGGGGGGCCGAUCCCCGGUCCCGCUCCGCUUACCCACCCCACCGCCGCACUUCCGGCGCUGUCGGAUGACGCAAUCACUGAGGCCGGCGGUGUGGCCCCCACGAGGUGGCGGCGGUGGAAGCGCAUCGUGGAGCAGCGGCUGUGUCGGGCCUGACAUGAACCCCUUCGCCUGGUACCCGCCGCCCCCGCCCGGGCUCCCCCCGCCCUUCUUCUGCCCGCCGCCCCCCUGGGAGCCCGGCUUCUGGGCUCCCCCCGGGCCCUACCCGCCGCCCGGCCGCUACCCUCCUCCCGGCGGCUGCCCGCCUGCCGCCGGCUACUCGCAGCCCGACGGCUGCCCGCCCGCCGAGGGCACCUCGCAGCCCGGCAAGAGCUGCCCGCCCGCCGAGGGCUCCUCACAGCCCACCGAGAGCUCCCUACCUGCCGACGGCUGCUCCCAGCCUGCCAAGAGCUACUUGCCCGCCGAGGGUUCCUCGCAGCCCAUUGAGGGCCCCUCACAGCCUGCUGGGGGCUCCUCGCAGCCUGCUGAGAGUUCCCCGCCUGCCGACAGCUACUCCCAGCCUGCCCAGAGCUGCCUGCCCGCCGAGAGCUAUUCGCAGCCCGAGAGCUACCCGCCUGCUGAGAACUACCCGCAGCCCAACAGUUACCCACUGCCUGCCAACAGCUACGCGACCUCCGAGUGUUACCCACCGCCCAUUUACAGCUACCCGCCCACUGAGGGUUACCCGCCACCCGCCAACAGCUACCUGCCCACCAACAGCUACCUGCCACCUGAUGGCUACAGGCCACCCGCUGCCUGGUACCCGCCAGCCUACAGAGAGCGAUCACAGGGCCCGCGUGCUGGUGGAAAUGGCAAUUUCUCUCAGAAAUGGCAAGGCGAGCAAGCGCAUGGGUUUAGUAAACGCUUUCCAAAAGAAAACAACAAGCCAAAGACCAAAAAGAAAAAAGAGCCAGUUUUCUCUCAUUAUUGUGAUACUUGUGACCGUGGCUAUAAAAACCAGGAGACAUAUGAUGAACAUAUUUCACAACACAAACAGUGCACAGAAGAAGGUUGCGAUUUCAGCGCGCAUGAGAAGAUAGUUCAGAUACACUGGAAGAACGCACAUGCACCUGGUGCUAAAAGAAUAAAAUUAGAUAGUCCAGAAGAGAUUGCAAAAUGGAGGGAAGAAAGAAAAAAAAAUUUUCCUACGUUGGCAAACAUUGAAAAGAAGAAGGCGAUGCAGAUGCAGAAGGAAGAAAGGGGAGAAGUGCUGACUACCCAACAGUUUGGCAAAAUGAAGGGGAUGUGGAAGCCUCCAGAAAAUGAAGAGGGACUUGGGCCCCAAGGAAGACAGAGAAGGAGACAAAGGCGCCCGUUCUGGAAGAAAUUUAGGAAAAAUGGUGGCAAUUAUAAUGCACAUAGAACUCAAAAUGAAGCUAAUGGACCAGAAAACAGCAUGUGUGAAAAGGAACGUGAAAAACAGCAUGCUUUGGCAGCUCAGGCAUGCGUGAAGGAUAUGGACCCUCUCAGUCUUCUGGCAAACGGUGAUGUAGAAUCUGACAAAGAUGAAACAGCAGCUGAAGACGAGAGGCAGGGAUUGACUAUUGUUCCCAAGCAGGUCACCUCCGCCCUGAGUUCGUUGGCAGCCAACUACGGCAGCGGGUCCGACAGCGAGCCUGAAGAAAUCCCUGUCAAGACUGCAACAAAAGCUGAGAAAGACGAGGCUGCACUUGGAGAUACGCUGCAAACUACUUCUGUUCCUUCGAGUCAAAACCCGAAUCAAAAGCGUCCAGAAUACGCAGGCACGACGCUAAGAAGCUCAAAUUCAAAUGCACGUCGGCCCAGAAGGCCAGAUAACUGGGGCAAGAAAACAUUAGCUCUCCUUCCGAAGCGCCGUCCAACUCUGCUGGAGAUGUUGCUGGCCCAGGACAUCCGACACGAAAGGAAUGUGAUUUUGCAGUGUGUUCGAUACCUCAUCCAAAAUAACGUGUUUGGACUUCAUUUUAAAACGGAACCACAAGCUGAAACAGAGACUGAACAGUCCUCUACAACUACAGCAGAGCCUUUGACGGACAAACUCGAUGAAUCUAAUUCUUCUUGUAGCUCUAACCUUCAGUUAGUGGGAGGAGAAGAUGAUGCAUUAUUAAUAGCCCAGGGUGAGAAAGCACCUGUGGAUCAGACUUCACAGAUGGAUCACUUGGCAGAUGAGGACACGUGGGAAACCCCGUCAGUUCAGUGUGAAGAAGCACUGUAGAGGACGUCUGUUGUGGACAAUAAAGCAAAGGCUCACAUUUUCUACCUGACUGAUGCUUUUUGAAAGACAUCAGUGUAACAAAAUAAUCAUUAAAGUACAUACUGAGAGCUGUUAAAACCACUUCUCUGAUCUGUUCUGCCCGAGGUGGCCAUUUCCUUGUGAAAACAGCAUCUGUGUUGAGUAAUUGCGUUUCCCCACGGCAGAAGGGAGCAGUGGCACAGAGUAUCACCUUCCCCACUUUCAAGCUUCAGAGCUCUGAAUGUUUUACCUCGUUAGGAGACGUGCGUCAGUCCAUCACCAGAGCCAAGUAGUGUUGUGGUAGGAUGGAUCUUCCUCAUGUGAAAUCAUAGUCUGGCGUGUCUGGGAGUAUCUGAGUGUCCGGAAGUAUUUCAGUGUACUUUUGAAAUGGUAUUUCAGUGCAUAUUUUUCUCCCCAGCUGUUAUUUGAUAUAAUAUACCCAAUAGAAAUAUAAUAUAUCCAGUAUAAAAUGAAGAAAUUAAAUGGAACAUAUAACUGACGUGGCUCUAAAAGUAUACUGCCUGCACCUGGAGCCUCCUCCUCUCUGAACUAAUUUGUUAAUUGAGCAGAGAAAUGGAGAUGAGGCUGCAGACUGAUGCGAGAAGCCUUUUUUUAAAAAGUAAAUAAAUAGAUACAGUAGCUGCUAACUGCUUGCAUCAGUUCUAGGUUGCUGGCUGACCUCAGGUGCCCAACAUUAAGCCUUAGGCCUUAACUGCUGUUAUAGUCGUUGCCUGACAAAUGUUAACUCUUGAAGCAAACUCUCAGUAUUAAGAAUAUUAUGAAAGUUUAGAAAACUUACCAAGAGCUACUGGUUUGUCCCUGUUUUAAUAUGCGUUGUGAAUUUAUUUGUUGGCCUUCUGGAAGAAUGUCUUCCUUGGUGCAUUGUUACGAUGCUCCUACAGCAUCCAGUGAUGUUUUUCAUAGAUUUGUGGUACAUCCAUAGUGUUGUGAGCACUAAAAAAGCAUCAGCCAAGGUUUAGAAAUAAGUUUAGUCUUUUGAUUACAUUGUGCAUUUGUUUAUCAGAGUCCUUGUCGAGGGCAGGUGUUAGUUUGUCACACUGACACUGAAAACAUGCCAUGAAAAUAAUCUAUUAUCAAAGCCUCCAAUUUAGAAUAUUUCCCUGCUCUUUGUCUUUUAGUAAUGGUUAAAUGUUGGAGUUAAAUCUCAGGGACUGAUUUUAUUUUGUCGUUGUUUGGUAGAAGUCUAGCCUUCCAUUCCACCAUCUAAAAUAGGAAGACUCACAUGGGGUUUUUUGGUUGCUCAAUAACUGCAUUUUCUUUCCUCUAGUUCCUUAACUUCUGCCAUACGUCUCAUUUAUGGUGAAUAGGAAAAAAGGAGUUAAAAAUUCUGUCCCACUGCUCUGCUAUUUAUAGCUACGACUGCAUAUUGUGUUUGUAAUGCACUGUCUAAAUUUGUGGAAUUACAUAAAUAUCAACACCCUUGUAAAAGUUGCGUGUCUCAAGAAUAUAUGUGCAGAAUAGAAACAGUGAUCAUAAACAUUUAUAUUUCCAAGGCAGAUGAUUCAUUCUUCCCAUGAUGGUCCCACGAGCCAUCUCAAUCUCACUGACUUGCUUAUGGCUCUCACAGUUUUACUGUGAUGAAAAUACCAGCAAAGGAUUCCAAGCCACGGAGAUCUGGCACUCGGGCAGAACCUGAUUUUGGAGUAGAGUGGUACCAGUGCUGUUGAAAGCAUGGGUAACAGCUGCGGGAAAAGAAACGGAUAUCUUAGAAUUACUACUAAAAUGCACUUUAAUCAACCCUUAACAUGCUUCUGUCCCUGUGGAGUUGAUGGCAGAGCUUUCUUUGACUGUACACUCAGAGCUUGUGUUUAAAAAAACAAACAAACAAACAAAAAAACCCCAAACCUGUAACACCCCAACAAAAAACCUUUAAUCUGAAUUCUUUAUACUGUUGUCAUUAUGAACUUAUGAAUAUUAAAA
Chroicocephalus ridibundus (black-headed gull) is the source of this 4197-nucleotide messenger RNA. RefSeq names its product nuclear FMR1 interacting protein 1 (gene NUFIP1). NCBI's taxonomy places the organism in Eukaryota, Metazoa, Chordata, Aves, Charadriiformes, Laridae. The transcript has 11 exons. Gene Ontology annotation, cellular component: nucleus. The record is from RefSeq and is a predicted model, not a curated record. Bases 1 to 2238 code for a protein of 745 amino acids. Gene Ontology annotation, biological process: box C/D snoRNP assembly.